GGGAGAUGUCUUUGUGUAAACGGUAGCUGUCGUUCUCUCCUGUAAGCGGCUCCUUAUUGGCCAACCAGAAUCCCCCCUGUGUGAAGGAAGUAUCACCAGGGAAACUUCGUCUCGCUGCCUCUGUGCAUGUUUUCCUCCUUGCCAGGGUUAUUUUUAAAUACCAUUCGGCUUCCUGCUCAGACUAAAGACUACAAGCCACAGCAUCCCAUUUUUGUUGUUUUCAGGAUUUGCCAGUUCACAAAUCAAGAAAAAGCCGCAGCAAUGUUCUCCUCUUCUCCUCUCCCACAGUUACAUUGCAAGCUCUUUGCAAAAAUGGGGGACGACCGACCUUUUGUGUGCAAUGCUCCUGGCUGUGGACAGAGGUUUACCAAUGAGGACCACUUGGCUGUACACAAACACAAGCACGAGAUGACAUUGAAAUUUGGACCAGCCAGGACAGACUCUGUCAUUAUUGCAGACCAGACACCUACUCCCACCCGCUUCCUAAAGAACUGCGAGGAGGUUGGUCUGUUCAAUGAGCUGGCCAGCUCCUUCGAACAAGACGACGAUGACAAGAGAGCAAAGAACUCUCUUCCUGCACCCAACUCUGUGGCUUUGGACAUGAGCCUGCAGACGACAUCGGACGUGAAGGUGAAAAAAGAAGCACCUGUAGAGGUCGACUCCUCGCCACCAGAGAGCCCUGAAUCUAUCUCUGGAAGGUCAGACAGCAGCAGAGAGCUUCUGGUUAGAGGAAAGGACACACCACCCAGGAGUUCAGCCCCCACCCCGACUAUUGUGCGUCCAGGUUCCCUCCCACUACACUUGGGCUUUGAUGCCCUUCAGCCUACCAUGCCAUCACCCACCUCUGUCAUCACACAGGCACCACCUUCCAAUCGUACUCUGGGUUCACCAACCAGCCACUACCCAAUGAUGAUGCUUCCCUCUGGUCAGGCAGUGCCUGUGCUCCCUGGUCCAGUACAGAGUGUCAUUAAUCUGGCCCGACCUAUGUGCAUGGUACCCAACAUUCCUGGGAUCCCCGGUCCUCCUCUGGGAGGCAGCAGCAGCGGCUCUAACUCUCCCUCUGGCUACAGCAUGCACUCAGAGGCCAAGAUGCGUCUAAAGGCUGCACUGUCCCAGCAGAGUCCGUCAGGACAUAGUAUGGGAAUCAUGGCCAUGGGCAGCAGCCCCAUGGUACCUCAAAGGGCAGAGCAGAGCCAGCUGCUUGUCCAACAGCCAGAUGCUCCAUCACCUGCACAACCUCAGGUAUCUCCAGCACAGCCUACAGGUGGGCGUCGGCGGCGGACAGUAGACGAUGACCCAGAUGAGCGAAGGCAGCGUUUUCUCGAGAGGAAUCGGGCCGCAGCAUCGCGCUGCAGACAGAAACGCAAACUUUGGGUCAGUUCCCUAGAGAAGAAGGCUGAGGAGCUCUGCAACCUGAACGUCUCACUGUCGAAUGAAGUGUCUCUGUUGCGGAACGAGGUGGCUCAUUUGAAGCAGCUGCUGCUGGCCCACAAGGACUGUCCUGUGACCAACCUACAGAAAAAGACUGCCUACUUAGCUGCAGAGGAGAGCAUGAAAGACACCUCAGAGCCCACAGGUUCCCCUGCCCCGGUUAUCCAACACAGCUCUUUGGCGCCCAGCCCCUCUGCAGGGCACAACGGCCUGAGCUCAAGGGCAGCAGCUGAGGCCAUGGCUAUGUCUGUGCUGGCAGGAAUGGGCCAGCACCAGAGGGCUGAGAGUGGACCCUCUCACAUUAUCAUGGCUUCACAGUCUCAAUCUGCUGCCAGAUGAUGAGCGAUGCCACCACGGCCCAGAAUUGGCUCACACUCGUCACCCAGGGGUAGAAAAGAGCAGUGGACACCCCCCCGCCCCAGGAGUCCAAAUUUCUCAUCCUCCCCUUCCCCCUUUGCCGUGCUCCUCUGCUCUCUCUGACCCUCCUGUAGAGCCAUCAUGCUGUGGCCUGGAGCUCAGCAGCAGCCUUCUGGGAAUGGACUGAGACUUUUGAGCGAGCUUCCUGUUCACUUUGCCAUAGACUACAGGGGCUGGACUCCAACCUCCCAUCCUCGUUUCCCCUCUGUGCUUCCCAGCUCAACUCUCCUCACCCUCAGUCAAAACGACUCUUCACUGGACUGUAGGACUGCAUCGCUCCGAGUGUACUGCCGUAAUGAACUUCCCAUGUGGACACGCACCACACAUUGUGCACAGUUUUUAACACACAGGUGUUGCAUAAACAUUCUUGAUCAAAUCAGAUACCAAACAACACACAGGGCUUUACACUGUUUUCAGCAGGGAAUAGUGCCUUGUGCUCCUCGACUUUUUAGCCUUGCACACACCUACGCAUGCCAUCACAGCAUACGUCCCUAUACAUCCUUGGCUCCAAAGAUGCAGUAGUUGUCUAGACGUCAGUGACUCACAUCUCAAAUAUUUGCCGUAAAACCUUUUUGUAAAUUGUUCCACCUCAAGGUGAUCUCAACAUGGACCCAAAAACCUUACCUCAUUUAAACCCCUUUAUGAUAAAAUUGAUUAGUGUGUGUGAUUGGCUCUGUGUGUGUAUAUUUAUGUACAUCAGAACAUAGCAGUUUGCCUUCUCCUGGUCUGAUACGUUAAUAGCUGGAUUGUUAGCAUGUGACUUUUUCUAUUCGGGUGUUAUGUUCCAGAUACAGUAUGUGCAGCUAUAUCUUUUUAAUCAAUUGGCACAUCCUCCCACAUUAGUCAACAGAACCAAAAUACAUUGGGUUGAGUGUAUUAUCUUAAAAUGAGUUUGUUUGAGCAAUAGCUUUUUCUCACCUGAAGGGAAUUCAACUCCUCCCCUCCUCCUGACUUUCCUCUAAAACAGGCAGUUUUGCUGUUAAUUGGUUUGUAAGUGGUUGCCUUUUCCAAUUUAUAUGAUAUUCUAGUGACUGUGUGGGCUUGGGACUUACUGUAACUGUUAUUUUCACACUUCUCAGGAUGGUUGCACAUCCUUGCUGCUUGUUGGAAGUGCGAUGAACCCCUUAGUCUCUUUGCUCUUUACCAAACCUAAACUAAGCCAUAAUGACAACGAAUCAGAUCUCUAAAUCUCCAAAGACCACCUGGUACUUGUUCUGGGGCAGGAGGUAAACAGCCUGACUGUUAUUUUGUGAUUCAGAGGUCACAGUGACACAAUCUAGAGUAUAUCACUGCUUGUUACUUGCACUUGCUUGUUACACACACAAUGUCUAAUAAUUUUGCCUUAAGAUCACAUUGGUGCCUCCGAUAUCCCCACGUAAACAUACACAGAUUUGCUUGUGAAAAUCGAUGGAGCCUUAGAAAAAUAUACAGUAUUUGUCUUCAUUUGUUCAUUUUAUUGAAUAAAAAAAACAACCACCGAGGAACAAAAGAUUUACUGGUUCCUCAAAGCCUUUAAAAUGAAUGGUUAAUUCUCUUUUCAGCAACUAAAAUGAUACAGCACGUCUGUCAUCUGGUGGAGAGACACAGCAAAGACAUCUUCACUGGUGAAAGGUUUGUGGGAGGAAAAGUUAAGAUAUCUUGUGACUGUUUCUGAAUGGCUCCAGUUUCUUUAGAAAUCCCACCCAAGAUAUUUUAACCAAGAUAUAAAUAUAUUUUUACAGAAACACCUAAACAAGCGGUUUGCUUCUCUUGUUUUUCCUGUAUAUUCCCCCCCUUUUGUCUGAUAUGAUAUAUUUGCAAGAUGUGAUAUUUCAAAAACAAGAUAUCUGUCCAUUAACACAAGGGCAUGUCUUUAUGCACUAAAAUAAUGCAAGUUUAUUGUUGCUUUGUAUUUCUGUUCAUUUUAAGUUUUUGUAGUUCUCUUGUUCUCAUGGUCUUUUCAGAAAUAUCAGAUCCCUUUUUUAAUGAGAUUUUCUCCUCUCUGUACUGUAUCCGUAAAUGGGAAAUUUUAUUUUCAGCAACUUUAAUACCUUUCACCUUUGACUGAACCUCCUGUCCUACAGUCCCAAUGGCGACCCCCCGGCAUUUUGUUGUACGUUGGAGCCGGCACUAUAUUUGGCCGGCAGUCCCUUAUAGACGAUUGUUCGUAUGAAAUGAAAAUUCAAACUAUAUUUAGCUUUCAUGUUUUCAUGUAAUUCAUGUCAUUGGCACCUUUUUCUGUCAUUUCUCGUUUUAUUUUUUUGUGUGCUAUAUUCAGCACAAGACAACCUUUGUCAUAACGCUUCUGAUUGUACUGAUGAAUAUAGAAACUAAUUUCUUUAACAGAUUUCUUUUUUUGUUGUUCUCUACAGAAAAAUGCCAUUAGUCCCUUUUUCAGACAGAUUAUAUCCCCUUUGUUAUAUCUCUUCAGAUGAAUUUGGUAAGGUCUUUUGACUGCCCUUGUCUAACUUAUUUUUUUAAUUGGUCAACUAACAAUCGUCAUUAUGGUCUUUGGCAUAUUAAUGUUGUGAAAAGAGCAAUUUAAUGAAAAAUGCAACAAUGUGAAAGUUGCACAUAGUGUAUUAAUGGUUUUUCACACUCCCAUUGUUGGACUGAUGAUUUCAAAAAUUGUCCUUGUACUGUACAUAUCUGUACUAUAUGAAUAUAUUUACUUUUCCAUGCAUGUCCAAGUGGAAUACUAUGAACACUUACAGUGCUGCAGUUUUAAUUAAAGAAACUACAUCUUAAUGAA
Dicentrarchus labrax (European seabass) is the source of this 4579-nucleotide messenger RNA. It is a transcript of the gene atf7a, whose product is annotated as activating transcription factor 7a. Gene Ontology annotation, biological process: regulation of transcription by RNA polymerase II. NCBI's taxonomy places the organism in Eukaryota, Metazoa, Chordata, Actinopteri, Moronidae. The record is from RefSeq and is a predicted model, not a curated record. Gene Ontology annotation, molecular function: cAMP response element binding; DNA-binding transcription factor activity, RNA polymerase II-specific. Bases 127 to 1770 code for a protein of 547 amino acids. The transcript has 11 exons.